AUGGAGAGGAGCCUGCUCUGUGUGCUGGGCUUGUCAGCCCUCACAGUCGGUGUGCUGGAUGAAGUGGGCACGAAGCAGCUGGGCUUGGAUGGCGUUAUCCAGCAAGAAUCCAAAAAAGUGCAGGUUCAGGACAUCCAGAGCCUUCCCCUUCACUACUGGCUCCUGGUCCUCACCAUCAUGUUCUUGCACAAUGGAGGGUUCCCCUUCGUGGCCGAUGCUAGCAAGUUUAUCCAGGAUAAAUAUCCUAGUUACAGUCAGCAGGCAGCGGCUGACAUUGCUGGGGCAGUGCACAACACCCUCAUCCUCUCCCCAGCAGAUGGCAUUUCAGUUGACUAGGCUGUACUGAGAGGUGUCUUUGCUGCUGGCUCCACCCUGACUCUGCCUAUCUUUGCUCUCCUGACCUUCUCGCUUGUGCCUCCGCUGGCCUCCCCGGUCUGCCUGGGGAUCACUUACUCCUUGGCUGCCGUUAGUAGGUGGCCAUCUUAUACCCCUUGUGCUCUCCCAAGAGACUUAGGGACAGAUGGGGCUGGCAACUUCUGUGCAGAUGGUCGGAGUUGGCCUUUCAAAUCUGAUUGUUGGACGCAUUCUGGGAACAAGGCCCAGUGAACUAAAGAUCCCCCUGAGGCGCUGGCAACAGAUGCUGAUCUUUAUGUUGGCAAACACUGUCGCCUGCAUUGUUGCCUCCAUUAGCCUCAAUGUUGUGGACAAGAAACAGGAUGGGAUGCUGAACAGAACCGGAAAGGGAGCACCCGUGGGGCAGGACAGAGACCCACAGAUGCAGCACAGCUCCAGCACAGCUCCUUGAGCAUGAAACGAGAACAGAGGGCUCUGUCAGCUAAACUUUAGCAGGGGAGAACCAUGGCCCUGCCAGACACAGCACUGGUCACUUCUGCUUGAAAGCAGAUUUUAGCCUGUGUAUUUAAAGGGAAUCCUGAAGGGAGUUGUCUACAAAAAGGGAGUGUUUCCACUUUCUUAUGCCUGGCACAUCAGUGGAAGGGAUGUGCUCUGUGGUUCUUGGGCAUUCUUCAACACCCUCCCACCUGCAAGGAUCCCCUGAAGCUCACCCAGCCAACCUUGUUCGUGAGCCAUUAGACAGAUGUUGCAGCACAGCUGCCUGCAGAGGUGUGCCUGCCUGCUCUGCCACAAGAAUCCUGCACAGCAGCACCUGCUAACCCAUACAGGGUUAGCCUGAUGUUUCACUCCCCGCUCUAGAUGAGCCUCUUUCACAAAUCACAUGCCUGUGCAAGUGACGCCAUCGUUAUUCUUUAGGCAGGAGCCUGAAUUAAUCAAACUGAUGACCUUUGGCACACAAGCCUAGCUUAAUUGCUUAUUACUUUACUAGAAAUGCUUCUGUAAGCUGUGCCUAUUCAUUGCCCUUCAAAAGCAUGAAGGGUUUUGAUAUGGAA
Molecule: messenger RNA, 1406 nt
Organism: Empidonax traillii (willow flycatcher)
Lineage: Eukaryota; Metazoa; Chordata; Aves; Passeriformes; Tyrannidae
Product: major facilitator superfamily domain-containing protein 1-like
Source: RefSeq, a predicted model, not a curated record